UUUAGUACAGAAGGUUAGAGUUGCGCAAACUUGAAGAACGGUGUUUUCUGUGUGUUAUAGAUUAUAAGACAAGUAUCGAAAGGAUGAAUAAAUUAUCAGAAAUGAGUUGGAACGUCGAAACCAGAAUUUGAAAUCUGUCUUGGAGAGUGAAAAUGACACUCCAUGUUUAUUUUGAAAUUGUAGGCCUGACAGGCCAUAAUGGAUUAAAUCAAAGAUCAAAUUCAAAGUGGAGCUCAGGCCCAUUUCUUCUUUUACUGUUAUGUGUGUUAAUUCAGUUGUUGCUAGCUCAGUCAAAGCAAGCUGAAAGUGAUAAAAGUAUAUUGAGUGAAGAUGCACUCUUUUUGUCCGAUGUUCCAUCCAGUUUUUCUUAUGCCGAUCCUGGGGCUGCAAGAUCAAAAAGGUCGUUUGAUUACUCCAACAGUGAUGAUACAGUUCAUCCUGAAAGGGAUGGGCUAGUGAAAUCUAAGUUACCAUCAACAGGUUUUCUAAAGUUUGAGCCAUGUGGGCAGAGUGGGUUUGAAUGUCUUGAUCGCAAAAAAUGUAUACCACAAGCAUGGGUAUGUGACUAUUCACCAGACUGUGAUGAUGGUUCUGAUGAGGAAAAUUGUGAACCACGUACCUGCACACCUAGGCAGUUUCAAUGUGCCAGCACACUUUUGUGCAUUCCACUAGGCUGGGUCUGUGAUGGGGAGCCAGACUGUGGCUUAGAUGCUGAAAUGAAGCGAGAUUCCUCUGAUGAAGAUGUUCGAAAAUGUAACAAGGGAUUUGCCUGUCCAAAAAAUUACUUUCGCUGUAAUGAUGGUAUCACAUGCAGGAGAAUUGUGCAACUUUGUGAUGGAGUGAAAGAUUGUCCAGAUUUUUCUGAUGAGGGUUCUUUUUGUGAAAACAAAACCAUGUGUGAAGGGAACUCCUGCAAAUAUGGAUGUCGACCAGGUCCAGUGGGUCCAUUGUGUUUUUGUGCUAUGGGAGAGGAACCGAGUGAUGGUAAAUGUGUUGAUUCUGAGCUCUCUUCAGAUACUAAUGAAUGCCACAUUGAAGGGACUUGUGACCAGAUUUGUCAUAACACUCCAGGGUCUCAUGAGUGUAGUUGUGUUGGUGUCUAUCGUCAGGAAGGAAGACACUGCUAUGGAAUUAAUGUGUCUAGCUCUUAA
Limulus polyphemus (Atlantic horseshoe crab) is the source of this 1151-nucleotide messenger RNA. Its product is annotated as prolow-density lipoprotein receptor-related protein 1-like. The record is from RefSeq and is a predicted model, not a curated record. The coding region runs from base 153 to 1151 and encodes 332 amino acids. Gene Ontology annotation, molecular function: protein binding; calcium ion binding. The transcript has 8 exons. NCBI's taxonomy places the organism in Eukaryota, Metazoa, Arthropoda, Merostomata, Xiphosura, Limulidae.